Messenger RNA from Hibiscus syriacus, 1235 nucleotides. RefSeq lists its product as uncharacterized. The transcript has 6 exons. NCBI's taxonomy places the organism in Eukaryota, Viridiplantae, Streptophyta, Magnoliopsida, Malvales, Malvaceae. The record is from RefSeq and is a predicted model, not a curated record. Gene Ontology annotation, cellular component: extrinsic component of membrane. The coding region runs from base 234 to 869 and encodes 211 amino acids. Gene Ontology annotation, biological process: protein retention in Golgi apparatus; protein targeting to vacuole.
UCAAUUUGGAAAGUGUUGUGCAGUCUCCUACAGGUGAAGGUGAUCUUGGAAUGCAGUUGCAUGUUUUUGAAAUAGGUAAUAUCAAGGUUGUUAGCUUUACUGAUGAUCGGACGUGGAAAUUGAGUUCACAUGGAGGUAGGUCUCUGACGGCUGCUGGAAAACCAUAGGUUGAUGUCACACCAAUAGAAGUCAUCAUUGAGUUGGGAGUUGUUGGGGUAUCUAUUGUGGACCACAUGCCAAGAGAGCUCUUUUACGUGUACCUUGACAGAGCCUUUAUAUCAUAUUCUACAGGCUAUGAUGGUGGAACCACCAGCAGGUUCAAGCUCAUACUGGGACAUUUGCAGAUUGACAACCAGCUUCCUUUAACUUUGAUGCCAGUGCUAUUAGCACCUGAGCAGAUGAGUGAUAUUCAUCAUCCUGUAUUUAAGACAACUAUUACAAUGCGAAAUGUGAACUCUGAUGGGAUUCAGGUGUAUCCAUAUGUCUAUAUACGGGUGACUGACAAGUCUUGGAGGCUUAAUGUUCAUGAACCGAUCACCUGGGCAUUAGUUGAUUUCUAUAACAAUCUUCAGCUAGAUCACAUUCCCCAAAGUUCAAGCGUCACACAAGUUGACCCAGAGAUAUGUGUUGACCUGAUAGAUGUUUCGGAAGUAAGGUUGAGAGUUUCUCUUGAGACAGCAGCAGCUCAGAGACCUCAAGGGGUUCUUGGUGUGUGGAUUCCUAUACUUUCUGCUAUUGGAAAUGCCUUCAAAUUUCAGGUGCACCUGAGAAGGGUGAUGCGGAAAGACAGAUUCAUGCGGAGAAGUUCCAUACUUCCUGCAAUUGGAAACCGUAUUUGGAGAGAUUUGAUUCAUAACCCUCUUCAUUAGUAGAUGUACUUGGUAUGACUAGUUCGACCUUGGCUUCUCUGAGUAAAGGAUUUGCUGAGCUUUCAACCGAUGUACAGUUUUUGCAAUUGCGCACAAAUCAGGUGUCAUCAAGGAGAAUCACUGGAGUACGUGAUGGAAUUGUUCAAGGAACAGAAGCUCUUGCACAAGGUGUUGCUUUCGGGGUGUCUGGAAUUGUGAGAAAAGCAGUGGAAAGUACCAGACAGCAGGGUUUUGUGGGACUUGCGCAUGGAAUUGGUCGUGCUUUCUUAGGAUUUAUUGUUCAACCAGUCAGUGGAGCAUUAGAUUUCUUCUCAUUGACCGUUGAUGGAAUUGAAGCUAGUUGUUCCAAAUGUUUGGAGGCUUUGA